CGAGCCUGAAGCAGCAGGAAACAACAUGAAGCUGACGCCGAGGCUGAUACUGGUGCUCUGUGUGGUGCAGUGCUGCAGACGCACCGAGGCUACAGUCUCUCUGAUCGUCCGUCCAGACAGACAGCAGUUCUUUAUUACCAUAGACUCUUUCUCUCUGAGCUGUGAGGAGGAGGAGGAGAAUUCUUCAGGAUGGAAGGUGAAGAGGAGGACAAAAGCUCAGACUGAGGAGUGUGGUGUUGGAGGCUUUGGGAGACUUAAUGGUUCCUCCUGCGAGAUGGAAAGAAACGACAUGGAAGACAGUGGAGAUUACUGGUGUGAGAGUUCAGACGGAGCGAGAAGCAACGAGGUCCACAUCACUGUAACUGGUGGUCCUGUGAUCCUGGAUAUUCCUGCACGUCCUGUGAUGGAGGGAAGUGAUGUCACUCUGUUCUGUAAAACCAGGGAUGGUUCCAGCCGACCAGCUGUUUUCCUCAGAAACGACACCUCCAUUACAGCUGCACCUGAAACAGGUUUCACCAUCAGUCCAGUCCUACAGUCUGAUGAAGGUUUCUACAGGUGUUAUGUGGAUCUAAUUGGAGGUUCAGCAGAGAGCUGUCUGUCUGUCAGAGCUCGUCCUCUCUCUCUCUAUCGUCCAGUCUCUCUGAUCGUCCGUCCAGACAGACAGCAGUUCUUUGCUCACAAAGAGUCUUUCUCUCUGAGCUGUGAGGAGGAGGAGGAGAGUUCUUCAGGAUGGAAGGUGAAGAGGAGGAGAAGAACUCAGACUGAGGAGUGUGGUGUUGGAGGUGUUGGAGGCUUUGGGAGACUUAAUGGUUCCUCCUGCAGGGUGUCAGACCUCUACAUAUCACACAGUGGAGAUUACUGGUGUGAGAGUUCAGACGGAGCGAGAAGCGACGAGGUCUACAUCACUGUAACUGGUCGUCCUGUGAUCCUGGAUAUUCCUGCAAGUCCUGUGAUGGAGGGAAGUGAUGUCACUCUGUUCUGUAAAACCAAGGAUGGUUCCAGCCAACCAGCUGAUUUCUACAGAAACAAAACCUUCAUUACAGCUGCACCUGAAACAGGUUUCACCAUCAGUCCAGUCCAACAGUCUGAUGAAGGUUUCUACAGGUGUGGUUUUGAGCUAACUGGAUUUUCAGCAGCGAGCUGGCUGUCUGUCAGAGCUGCCCCCCCCCCAGCUGCUUCAAUGUUGGUGAGGCUGCUCUGCCACCUGGUGGUCUGCUGCCCGUACUGCAUCUGCACUGUCCUCCUGCUGUCAAUGUGCUGCAACAGGAAAGGGAACAAAACAGCUGUCCCCAUGGAAACCGGCCAGCGUGACCAGGGAUUGGAUGAAGUGUAUGAUGAUGUCGCCGCUGAUGUCACCACCGAGCAUGCCUUCUGA
Messenger RNA from Myripristis murdjan (pinecone soldierfish), 1375 nucleotides. Its product is annotated as leukocyte immunoglobulin-like receptor subfamily A member 2. Lineage: Eukaryota; Metazoa; Chordata; Actinopteri; Holocentriformes; Holocentridae. The coding region runs from base 26 to 1375 and encodes 449 amino acids. The transcript has 8 exons. Gene Ontology annotation, cellular component: external side of plasma membrane. The record is from RefSeq and is a predicted model, not a curated record. Gene Ontology annotation, molecular function: transmembrane signaling receptor activity. Gene Ontology annotation, biological process: immune response; cell surface receptor signaling pathway.